Rhinichthys klamathensis goyatoka is the source of this 2283-nucleotide messenger RNA. RefSeq names its product regulator of chromosome condensation 2 (gene rcc2). The record is from RefSeq and is a predicted model, not a curated record. The transcript is spliced from 13 exons. Lineage: Eukaryota; Metazoa; Chordata; Actinopteri; Cypriniformes; Leuciscidae. The coding region runs from base 185 to 1672 and encodes 495 amino acids.
AUCAAAAAACGAGGAAGACGGACAGACAUAAGUAGAGCAUCUGAAUCAGGAAAUCUACUUGCAUAAUAAACGCAUCUUUCAGCACAACAGACCAAGCCAUUUGAUUUAACACGUCUAUAUUCCGUCCACUUAGAUAUUUGUAUUUAAAGUAGAGGGGAGAAAGUUUUACUCAGGAUUUUGUACUAUGCCACGCAAGAAGCAGACCGAUGUGUCUGGGAACGGUGGAUUGAAGAGAAAAAGAGGAGGUGGAAAGAAAAAGGAAAGGGAGUUUAGCAGUGAUGAUGAGUUUGAUGACUUUGAACAAGAAAACACAAAAAAACCUGGCAAACCAGCAGCUAAAGCGGGUCUGCAGCCGGUCACUGUGGCUGAUGAUGUGAAGGAGAAGAUUAAACUUGAGGUUCCCAAAGUCAAAGGUCAGCUGCUUGUUUUUGGAGCCACCAACUGGGACCUGAUUGGCAGGAAAGAAGUGCCAAAACAGCAAGCUGCUUAUAGGAACCUUGGGCAGAAUCUGUGGGGUCCCCAUCGCUAUGGGUGUCUCAAUGAUGUCGAGGUUAGCUGUGUGGUGUCUGGCCCUUGUGCUGCCCACAGUCUCAUCAUAACCACAGAGGGCAAACUCUGGAGCUGGGGUCGUAAUGAUAAAGGGCAGUUGGGUCAUGGAGACACUAAACGAUUGGAGGCUCCAAAACUAGUUGAGGGCCUGGGGGAGGAAGUGAUAGUAGCUGCUGCUUGUGGUAGAAACCACACCAUGGCUUUAACAGAAAAUGGUACUGUCUACACCUUUGGAGAAAACAAACUGGGUCAGCUAGGUCAGGGCAAUCAGACAGAUGCUGUGCUCAGCCCUGCUACAAUCCAGUACAACGGGCAGCCGAUAGUCAAAGUGGCCUGUGGCGCGGAGUUCAGUAUGAUUGUGGACUGCAAGGGGAACCUUUAUUCUUUCGGUUGUCCUGAAUACGGCCAACUUGGGCAUAACUCAGAUGGAAAGUUCAUUGCUCGUGCCCAGCGCAUUGAGUUUGACUGCGAGCUCAUCCCUAGACGGGUGGCCAUUUUCAUUGAGAAGACCAAGGAUGGCCAAGUGCUUCCUGUGCCCAACGUCGUGGCUCGGGAUGUAGCAUGUGGUGGCAAUCACACGCUGGUGUUGGAUUCCCAAAAGCGUGUUUUCUCGUGGGGAUUUGGGGGAUAUGGACGACUAGGCCAUGCCGAACAGAAAGACGAAAUGGUCCCGCGAUUAGUCAAGCUCUUUGACUUCCCAGGCCGUGGAGCAAGUCAAAUAUACUGUGGCUACCAGUGUUCCUUUGCUUUGAAUGAAGCGGGAGGUCUAUUUUUCUGGGGAGUGACAAAUACGUCCCGUGAGUCCACCAUGUACCCCAAAGCUGUGCAGGACCUGUGCGGAUGGAAGAUUCGCAGUCUGGCCUGUGGGAAGAGCAGUAUUAUCAUUGCAGCUGAUGAUAGCACCAUUAGCUGGGGACCAUCGCCCACAUUUGGAGAGCUGGGCUAUGGUGACAACAAACCCAAGUCCUCCACCACUGCUCAAGAGGUCAAAACUCUGGAUGGAGUGUAUUCAGAACAGGUGGUGAUGGGCUAUGCGCACACCCUGGUUAUUGCCCGACAAGACACAGAGCAGGAGAAGGAAAAGCUCAAGAAGCUGCCCGAAUACAACCCGCGAACACUCUGAUUGGACCCCAUUCUUGUUUUCUCCGGGGGGCCUUUUUUUAAAUGGAAUGCCUCUGUUCACUAGGUCACCUGGGUAAUCACAAUUUGGUUGGGAUGGGAUUGUUUAUUUUUCUUCUUCUUUUUUUUGGGACAUCAAAUUACAUUUUUGAAAGACAAUCCACGUGUCGGAUUAAAGUAUCGAAUAAGUUGCAUUAACUGAUAUGUGUAGGCUCGGGUGUUUCAGAAUGGUAAUUGUGGCGUCACACGCCAGUUUUAAUUUCACGAUAAAACCAGCAACCGCUCCGAGCACUCGGGAUUCCACUGGAUCCAUCCCCUUUACUUAAACAUUCCUAAUGGAAGUUUAUCACAGAUUGUUUUGUUGUUUAUUUUUCCGUAACAAUUACUGUGAGAUCCAUGUCUGCUCUCUUCCAAAAACUGGUGCUAAAUCAUUCUAAUGCAGACUAUCAAUGGACUAAUGUUAUCUUAAAGACAAACUCACUCCAUUCUUGUGCCUUUUUAAGUGAGAUGAUUCAGGCUGAGGAAGUUCAGUUAGUCCUAUGACAUCUCAAGUGUUAUGGGGCACUUCACCUUUUAAACAUCACUUGCAUUACUUCCAGCUCCAUGGUUUCAUCA